Molecule: messenger RNA, 2545 nt
Organism: Cololabis saira (Pacific saury)
Lineage: Eukaryota; Metazoa; Chordata; Actinopteri; Beloniformes; Belonidae
Product: beta-galactosidase-1-like protein 2
Exons: 19
Coding region: 273-2213 (646 amino acids)
Biological process (GO): carbohydrate metabolic process
Cellular component (GO): vacuole
Molecular function (GO): beta-galactosidase activity
Source: RefSeq, a predicted model, not a curated record
GCCUCGUCUUUCCUGAAGUGAUGGAUCUGGGAAGUGCGAGUCUGGGCGGUAUACGGUAGAUGGUUAUCAUGUCACGCUGGACUAUUUAUGUCCGUAACAGCUGACGGAUCUUCAGAAAGUUGCCCGGUCGGUCUAACCAGUCUCUCUGGAGAGAGCUGAACUCCUCAGAAAUGAGCUUCACUUCGCCCAAACUCCACCAACCUACGAGGACCGGUGGUGACUGAAGUCGUGCUGGGUUUUUUUAGUGUUUUUAUUUUUUAUUUUUAUUGCCAAUGGAAAACGUGUCAAAGUUUACUGUUCGUCUGUCCUUAAAGCAACGAUAUUGUCUCCUCCUUGGCCUCACGGUCGCAGUGAUAAUCGCUUAUCAGUUUACAAGGAACCGUCCUCCAGUUAGAAGAAUGAACCGUUCAGGGGGUCUGAGGGCCGACUCGUCUCACUUCACUUUGGAGGGGAAGCCCUUCCGCAUCCUGGGAGGAUCCAUCCAUUACUUCCGAGUCCCCCGAGCCUACUGGAAGGACCGGCUCACGAAGAUGAAGGCCUGCGGUCUCAACACUCUCACCACUUACGUGCCAUGGAACCUGCACGAGCCAGAGCGAGGCGUGUUUGACUUUGAAGACCAGCUUGACUUGGAAGCCUACCUUCAUCUUGCAGACAGCUUGGGGCUGUGGGUGAUUCUGCGUCCAGGGCCGUACAUCUGUGCUGAGUGGGAUUUAGGUGGACUACCCAGUUGGCUGCUGCGAGAUCGGAACAUGAGGCUGAGGACAACUUAUUCAGGAUUUACUGAUGCGGUCAACUCCUUCUUUGACCAUCUCAUCAAGAAAGUUGCUCCAUAUCAGUACUCCAAAGGCGGCCCAGUCAUAGCAGUUCAAGUGGAGAAUGAAUAUGGUUCCUAUGCUAAAGAUGAAGAGUACAUGCCUUUCGUCAAGGAGGCGUUAUUGUCCAGGGGCAUCACAGAGCUGCUGCUGACCUCUGAUAACAAGGAUGGACUAAGGCUUGGAGGAGUGAAAGGAGCACUGGAAACCAUCAAUUUUCAGAAACUGAACCAAAAUGAUAUCAAGCAUCUGGAUGGAGUUCAACCUCAAAAGCCUAAGAUGGUGAUGGAGUUCUGGUCCGGAUGGUUCGAUCUCUGGGGCGACCUUCAUCAUGUAUACAGUGCUGAGGACAUGAUACCCGUGGUGACAGAAAUUCUUGAACAGGGCAUGUCCAUCAAUUUUUACAUGUUCCAUGGAGGGACCAAUUUUGGCUUUAUGAACGGUGCUCUGGCCGUUGGAAUGCCAGCGCCUAAACCCAUGGUAACAAACUACGAUUACGAUGCUCCAUUAUCCGAGGCUGGGGAUUACACCACCAAGUAUCAUCUUCUAAGGAAUUUAAUCAGCCACUACCACAAUGUCCUUCUUUCAGAUGAGCCUCUCCCUGGGCCGCCGUAUCUCGUGGUGAAGAAAGCUUACCAGCCUGCGUUGGUCCAGCAGCACCUGUCUCUGUGGAGCGCUCUGCACUUCACUGAGAAGCCUUUGAAGUCAGAGAGGCCAGUGAACAUGGAGGCCCUCGCGGUCAACAACAACAACGGCCAGUCAUACGGCUACACGCUCUACGAGACGGCCAUCACCAGCGGAGGAGUUCUCAACUCCAACAACAACAUCAGAGACCGAGCGAUGGUUUUUGUGGACAGACACUUUAUCGGUGUUUUGGACUAUCAGGUGCAGGAACUAGCCGUACCUGAUGGGAAGGGAAGAAGAACCCUAAGUUUACUGGUGGAGAAUUGCGGAAGAGUGAAUUAUGGGAAAACACUGGAUGAGCAACGCAAAGGUCUUGUCGGAGAGAUUCAGUUGAACACGCACCUCCUAAGAGACUUCAUUAUUCACAGUCUGGAUAUGAAGCCAGGCUUUGUAAACAGACUUGAGAGUGCGGGUCACUGGAUGUCUAUGCGCCAGCGACCUUCUUUUCCUGCCUUUUUUCACGCCAAACUCUAUCUGAACAGAUCUCCUAAAGACACCUACAUCAAACUCCCCGGCUGGAGCAAAGGUGUUGUUUUUAUCAAUGGUAGGAAUUUAGGACGCCACUGGUCCAUUGGUCCCCAGCAAACGCUCUAUGUCCCGGCUCCCUGGCUUCACAGAGGGGACAACCAGGUCAUAGUGUUUGAAGAACAGGAAACGGAUGGUAAAAUCCAGUUCAGCAGCAGCCCAGACUACGGCAUGGCCGUUGACGUCCAGUAAGGACAGCAGGUGCAGAGGGGACCGAGGCCAACGCUGUGAGCUAUGUUUACAUGGGACCCAACGUCCUAAUCUCAUCAGCACCACUCAAGUGUUCAUGUUGUCUAUGGAAAUAAUUAAUAUGGAAGUUUGAUUAGAUUUUAUCUUGGCACUUUCUUGACUGACACGGUUUGCUACAUUUAGUUUAAUCUGUUUUAUUCAUUUUCAUAAAAGCCUUUUCAACCUGCAUUCUUGUGCUGUGUAAUUGAAGACUGAAAAGCUGUUAAAAGAAAUGAUUCUGAUUAUAUUUAACCCUUUUUAGAAAGACUUAUCUGACCUGUUUUAAAAACGUGUGA